Molecule: messenger RNA, 1047 nt
Organism: Suillus subalutaceus
Lineage: Eukaryota; Fungi; Basidiomycota; Agaricomycetes; Boletales; Suillaceae
Exons: 15
Coding region: 1-915 (304 amino acids)
Source: RefSeq, a predicted model, not a curated record
AUGGUGAACUGGAACGAUCCUGACCUCGAAGCGAAAUUGGGGAUACUGUUAGUACAGUUGUUGUAUGCUAUCCUUGGCUUAUACGGCUGGGAAUAUAUACGCUCCUCACACGUGGAGAUAGCACUACUUCGGAGGCAGCUUCCAUUUCGAUGGCCUUUGCUCUCGUACAUUACCGCCAGAUUCAGCUUCUUGAUUGUGACUAUUUUACACGCGACGCAAUCUAGUCCCUUCUACACAAGAAUUGAUUGUCAGAGCAUGAAUUUUAUGAUCCUGUUCUCGACAAACGUUGCCAUCUACUGCUCCACAACAAACCUGAUGAUCAGAACGUGGCUGAUUUGGAAGACCAGUUACCUGCUGCGCCUUUUGCUAGUCCUCUUAUCACUAGGUCAUUGGUCAUUGCUCACUCUCUUCUUGGUAACCGUUCGUGCAUCCACCAUAAAUGGGGUGUGCGUGAUCAAUUCUGUCAAUCCCGCAUAUGCUAGUGCGGUGAUCAUAUAUGCCAUGUUAUAUGAUUUGGCACUUUUGGUCUUUACCGUUAUUGGACUAUCGAGGAUACCAUCGUCUUCUACGCUAUGGAAGACGCUUGUGAAACAAGGGGUGAUAUAUUUCAUCUUCAAUUUUCUAGCGAACCUUAUCCUAUUGGUCCUGAAUCGUUUGAACCUGAAUCCUAUCAUGAAUGUUAUGUUCGGAAUGCCUGCGGCAUGCAUUUGCACGAUUGCAUCUAACCAAGUGGUUCUCUCGCUUCUCCGUCCUUCGUCCGAUUAUGAAAGUGACAAUACUUCGUCGGCUAAAGUGCAUCCUGUGACGACUGACCUCACCGUCACCGUGCCAUGGUCCCCGUCUGUGGCUGAAGCCUCUGAGAGUAUUUGUUCAGAGUCACCACAAGUACUACACCGUCCCUACGUAGUUUCAUGAGAGGAUUUGUAUUUCAGAUUCGACGUAUGGCUAAACAUGUCUAUCUUUUCCCUAUGAGUCGAUGAAAGUCGACAUGAAAGUAUCGAUUCAUGGUCAAAUUCUUUAACAGGUGUUUUGAUUGGAACGAUGAAC